GCAUUUGUGUGCGAGUAGCUCGGCGUUCUAGGCCUCAUUUCUUACCUUACAGUACUUUUUUCAUACCCUCCAGAGCCUCCAGACUUCUCUCGUCCAGUGACGCUCAGCCAAACGGCAUUCUGUCUGAGCGUCACAGAACGGGAGUCUGGAGGCUCUGGUACCCAGGGUACUGUUCUCAUUGAUGGAUAAACCACGAGAUGCAACCGUCCGUGAGUAAGUUUGGCGUCUAACUCCUAAGGACAUUCCUGGGUAUAGUAUGCAGAUAUUUGUCAAGUAUGGGCCUAUUUAAGAAACAUCCGACUGAGAUUCGUGGCUUUUAGACACAUCCUCGAAACUCGAUAUGGCGGAAUUUGACGGAUAUCAAGCCCUGAGCCAAGUUUCGAACCAAACAACAAAGGCUGAAAUCAGGCAAAUCUACGAUAACUGGGCGACCAACUACGAAAUGGACACAAACAGCCAUGGCUAUGUUGCUCACAAGACAUGCACGGAUGUGUUUGACGCCGAGAUGGCGAAGGCGUACCCCAAGGAUCGUCUCUCUUUGAGGGUAAUGGACGCCGGGGCAGGCACAGGGAUUGUCGGCGAACACCUGCAACAGCUCGGGUACACUAAUGUGGACGGUCUCGACAUUUCUCAAGAGAUGCUUAACAUUGCCCGACAAAAGCGUGUCUACAAGAACUUGAUUUGUGCGGGGCUGAGUGAGACAGAAAUUGCCGAGAUUGCUGAUGGCCAGUAUGAGGGAAUCGUGUGCUCAGGGACAAUAACGGUAGCACAUGUCAAGGCGGCGAGUCUUGGUGAACUAAGACGAUGGCUAAAACCAGGCGGUAUAAUCUGCUUUACUAUCCGCCAAGACGCCCUCGAAUUACCCGAGUACGGCUACAAGCAGAAGAUUGAUGAGAUGGUUACCACUGGCACGUGGGAAAUGAGGCACAAGAGUUUAAUUCAAUACCAUAGCAAAGCGGGUGUAAAGGGAGGUCAGGAUAACUGCUUCGUGUUAGUGUUCAAAGCCACCUAGAUUCCACUGAAAAUUUCUUCAAUCACACAUAUUUUUCUAGCACCAAUAAAUCUUUUGAUGCAUCCUGUAUUUGAAAGUUAUCUAGCUUGUAAUUGUUAUCGCACUGUUAUGGGGUUAAAAUUGUAAAU
This is a messenger RNA of Nematostella vectensis (starlet sea anemone), 1140 nucleotides long. RefSeq names its product ribosomal protein L11 methyltransferase-like. Gene Ontology annotation, molecular function: S-adenosylmethionine-dependent methyltransferase activity. The coding region runs from base 341 to 1012 and encodes 223 amino acids. The record is from RefSeq and is a predicted model, not a curated record. The transcript has 4 exons. NCBI's taxonomy places the organism in Eukaryota, Metazoa, Cnidaria, Anthozoa, Actiniaria, Edwardsiidae.